Messenger RNA from Stegastes partitus (bicolor damselfish), 4267 nucleotides. RefSeq names its product E3 ubiquitin-protein ligase Midline-1. The transcript is spliced from 10 exons. Lineage: Eukaryota; Metazoa; Chordata; Actinopteri; Pomacentridae. Gene Ontology annotation, cellular component: cytoplasm. Gene Ontology annotation, biological process: regulation of microtubule cytoskeleton organization. The record is from RefSeq and is a predicted model, not a curated record. The coding region runs from base 351 to 2414 and encodes 687 amino acids. Gene Ontology annotation, molecular function: zinc ion binding; protein binding.
CUCUCUGUGUGCCGGGUCAGGAUGGAAAGGCUUUACACAGGCAAGGGGAGGAAACAUGUCAUGAGAGGUGAUGACACAGCCACGGAGACGUAUCCACAUCCUCGCUGACUCCCAAGUUCGCCGCUCGCUUUCGCCUCUGCUGUCCCUGCAUCCCACAGAGGAGAAGAAGAGAGAGAGCCAAAGAUAGCUGCCAUUCUCCUCUCCCUCCACCUCUCCUCUCUCUCUCUUUUUUUUUUUUUUUCACUUUUGUUUGUGGAUGAUGGGAUUUUAAUCAUGUGGAAGACAGCUGAGCGGCUCUUCUGGAUUUCGCUGACGCUGCGCCUGGUCCCGCCUGGCCUCUUCUGAGCAGGAUGGACACUCUGGAGUCAGAGCUGACCUGCCCAAUCUGCCUGGAGCUCUUUGAAGACCCGCUGCUGCUCCCCUGCGCCCACAGCCUGUGCUUCGGCUGCGCCCACCGCAUCCUCGUCUCCCACUGCACCACCAACGAAUCCGUUCAGAGCAUCGGCGCUUUCCAGUGCCCCACCUGUAGAUAUGUCAUUUCCCUGAGUCCGGAGCGUGGACUAGAAGGACUUAAGAGAAACGUGACCUUGCAGAACAUUAUCGAUAGAGUUCAGCGGGCUUCAUCUUCAGCCGGGCUGCCUCUACCGCUGCCUGCCCCCCACAGCGGGCCCAACUCCCCCGGAGAGGAAGGGAGCAACCGGUUGGCGCUGGUCCCCGUCAGCGCCGCCAUGUCCAGCCCUGGCACGCCUCCAGAGCCGGUCCAGUGCCAGUUCUGCGAGCAGGACCCGCCGCAGGACGCCGUUAAGACGUGCGUGACGUGCGAGGUGUCGUACUGCGAGGAGUGCCUCAGAGCCACUCACCCAAACAAGAAGCCGUUCACCGGGCACCGCCUCAUCGAGCCGAUGCCCGACUCCCACCUCAGAGGGCUCCAGUGCCUGGAGCACGAGGAGGAGAAGGUGAACAUGUACUGUGUCACUGACGAUCAGCUGAUCUGCUCGUUGUGCAAACUGGUUGGAAGGCACAGGGACCACCAAGUGGCAGCACUGAGCGACCGCUAUGAAAAACUCAGGCAAGCCCUGGACUCCAACCUGAGCAAUUUGAUCAAGAGGAACAAUGAGUUGGAGUCUCUUAUGGGGAAACUGAUCCAGACUUGUCAGCAUGUGGAGGUGAACGCGUCCCGCCAGGAGGGCAAGCUCUUGGAGGAGUGCGAUGUCCUGAUUGACAUUAUUCAGCAGAGGAGGCAGAUCAUUGGCAGCAAGAUCAAAGAGGGGAAGACGCAAAGGCUUCGGAAGCUCGCCCAGCAGAUCUCCAACUGCAAGCAGUGCAUCGAGAGGUCCUCGGCUCUCAUCACGCAGGCCGAUCAGACGCUGAAAGAGACCGAUCACGCUCGCUUCCUACAGACGGCCAAGAGCAUCAACGAGAGGGUUUCCAUGGCGACCGCAUCAACCCAAGUGCUGAUCCCUGAGAUACACUUAACCGACACCUUCGACACCUUUGCCCUGGACUUCACCAGAGAGAAGAAGCUGCUGGAGAAUCUGGAUUACCUCACUGCUCCAAGUGCUCCGUGCAUAAGGGAAGAGUUGUGCACGGCCUCCUACGACACCAUCACUGUCCACUGGACGUCCGAUGAUGAGUUCACGGUGGUGUCCUAUGAGCUCCAGUACGCCAUCUUUACUGGACAGUCCAACAUUGCCAGUCUGUGCAACUCCUUGGAAAGUUGGAUGAUUGUACCCAACAUCAAGCAGAACCACUACACAGUGCACGGUCUGCAGAGCGGCACCAAGUAUAUCUUUGUUGUCAAGGCCAUUAACCAAGCGGGAAGCAGGAGCAGCGAACCGGGGACUCUCAAGACCAACAGCCAACCGUUCAAGCUUGACCCCAAAUCUGCUCACAAGAAGCUCAAGGUCUCCCACGAUAACCUGACAGUGGAGCGGGACGAAACCACGUCCAAGAAAGGCCACAGCCAGGAGCGCUUCACCAGCCAGAGCAGCUAUGGCGUGGUGGGAAAUGUCUACAUCGACAGCGGGCGUCACUACUGGGAGGCUCUGAUUGGAGGGAGCACAUGGUACGCUGUGGGCAUCGCCUACAAAUCGGCCCCUAAGCACGAGUGGAUCGGCAAGAACUCGGCCUCCUGGGUGCUCUGCCGCUGCAACAACUCCUGGGUGGUUCGCCACAACAGCAAGGAGCUGGCCAUCGAGCCGUCGCCCCACCUGCGGCGCGUCGGGGUCCUGCUGGACUACGACGCCGGAUACCUGACCUUCUACGACGCCGUGGGAUCCCAGCACCUGCACACGUUUCACGUCUCCUUCGUCCAGCCCGUGUGCCCCGUGUUCAACGUGUGGAACAAGUGUCUGACGAUCCUCACCGGCCUGCCCAUCCCCGACCAUUUGGAGGGACUGGAGCCUCACAACUGAACGCCACAGACGGACGAGAAUAACUGAGCAUUAUAUCUUAAAGCUGCACUUGGGCGAGGGUUGUGAAAAUGCUCGUCUUUGGACAGAGAACAGAGGAGCGAUCCGUCAUCUUUAAUUCAUACAGAUCUGCUCUAUUUACUCAAAUUAAAUUCGGUUCAUGUGCACUUUUGCACCCAGAGGCGAUGACAAAACAGUGAAAUAUAAACUGCCUCCUCGCUUAGCAGCAACUAGCAACUCACUGGUGUCUGAUAUGCUCUUCUUCUACCAUUUGUUUUGUUUUUAUACAUGCAGACAGACUUGUCUCCAUGCGAGUAUCCCAGUCAAUCACUUCUGCAGACAAAAAACAAAACUUGCGAGCAUUCAUACGAAGCUACCUAGUGCAGCUUUAACGUGCAAAAGAAAUGCCCGGGGUGUUAUUUUGUCACGCUUCUCAAAAGCGAUUUUCAUUUCAUUCUGAUUUCUAAAUGCAAAUAUGAUGCUGUUUGAAAGUUGUGUUAGACUUUAUAAGGCUUAGUGAAAACCCAGUCCAGAUGGAUUGACUAUAAACUGGAGUCGGUCCAGGACAGUGUUGGACUAGACUACUCGAAGGCACUUUGGUCUACAAUGGGCAUAUUUGUACCAACUAGGAAACAAGCCACAAAUCAAUUUUCCUUUUUUUUUUCACCUUAUCAAAUAUAGCACUUUGAAAACCCCUGAACACACAAAAUCAUGGACACUGCAAUCGAUCGCUGGAAAGAGCAGAAUAACAGAUGUAUAUUUUGUAAAGUCCUCGCAUUGCCCGCCCCUCCGCUUUUCCCCCUUUUCAUUAAAAAGGAACCAAAGUAGCCAUUGCUGUCUGUUCAGACGCUCCACCAUAACAAAUGCUGAAUUAUUUUUAAGAUGUGACGGAGAGAGAAGCGUUCUGCUAAUGUUAAAUUGCAGGUUUCCCUUAAAUGUAGACCUUGUUUUUUUGCACAUACUUUACUCACGGUUUUGUAGCCUAAAAUUCAUUUCGGUGCAAUUAACAUGCAUUUGUAUUGGGAACGUGUUGUUAUGUUUUGUCUUUUGUUUUCUGGCAAUCAUACAGGUCCUGUCGUUAUGAUUUUGCAUAAUGUUGUGUUACAGUCGUAGCCCUGGGUUGUUAAUGAAGAGAAGGCGUUAAAAAUGCACAUUCGGGUGUCAUUUUUUCUCUCACUUUUCUGCAGCAUAUGGACGUACAGUGAGACACAUCUGCGCCGGAGUACACCAGAGUCAUUUGUUUGCUUUUAAUUAAGAGUGUUAUCUUUUCGAAAAAAAUUUUACAUGCUGUUUUAACACUUUCGUCAAAUAUUAAGUUGCUCUAUGAAAUCACACUUCACUUUAUUAAGGCCCAUGCACACAGGGGGCUGCUCUCAGACUUGUUGCACAAUCAUGAUGUCAAUAGGCUGCACCUCAUUUUUUACUUCAGUCAGUGGCUAAAUCUUGAUUUUCCUUCAUUUUUCCUACUUAAAAGGGACAAAAUGAGAUUUAGCCAAUGAUGCUAAAACCCUUCCAACAAAACCCCCCUAAAAGGGACACAGUCAAGUCAGAUCAUUUAGAUUUGUUCUAUAUGUAAUAAUGGUUAACAAAAAUGUAAAUAUAAAGAGAUUUGGUUCCAGUACACUUCUGAAAGUUUUUUUUUUAAUUCUGUGUUUUCAUGGCAAUACAUCAAACUGUGUGUUUCAUUGUAUCUGAUAUAUAGUGCUUAAUUUAAUGUUUCCAUUUGAACUUUAUGACCAUGGUGUUCUAUGUUCUGUCUCUGUGGACAUUUUUAUGGGAAAAAAAACGAGUGCUUGCAUCACCGUCGUCUGAGAUAAGUCUAUGAGAAAAUAAACAUUGUUCCUUUUCACAUUAAA